CCUUGGGAUAAGGGACCCCCUUUCCUGUUGUGGGGCCGGACUUCCGGCUAGGGGAAGAAAUCAGGUGACAGUUGCCGUUCGGGCGGAGGUGGAGUUCGAGAGAGCGAAGGGCCGCGAGCGGCGGAAGGCGCCAGCCGGAGGACCCCGCGCCGACUCCGAGUUCAGUUGCAUUAAAAAUUUCCUGACUGGGUGUGACAAGAAUGGCCAGCAAAGGGCCAGCAGCUUCUACCUCCACCGAAAGCAACAAUGCUGGCGGGACCAGUGGCAACAGCAGCAGCGGGGACGGGACAAGCCAGGACAGCACUUUCGAGUGCAACAUCUGUUUGGAUACGGCCAAGGAUGCUGUGAUCAGCCUAUGCGGGCACCUCUUCUGUUGGCCUUGUUUACACCAGUGGUUAGAGACCAGGCCCAAUCGGCAGGUGUGUCCUGUAUGUAAAGCAGGUAUCAGCCGCGACAAGGUCAUCCCACUUUACGGAAGGGGCAGCACCGGACAGCAGGACCCCAGAGAGAAGACACCACCACGGCCUCAAGGCCAGAGACCUGAGCCGGAAAACAGAGGGGGCUUCCAGGGUUUUGGGUUUGGCGAUGGAGGCUUCCAAAUGUCAUUUGGAAUUGGGGCAUUUCCUUUUGGUAUAUUCGCUACAGCAUUCAACAUAAACGACGGUCGGCCUCCCCCAGCGGUUCCAGGGACUCCCCAGUAUGUGGACGAACAGUUCCUGUCCCGCCUCUUCCUGUUUGUGGCCCUGGUGAUCAUGUUCUGGCUCUUGAUCGCUUAACCUUGCCCUGUAUUGUACCAUGGUUUGUGGGGCUCCGAACUGGUGACAGACGACUGCUUCUUCUUCUCCGUGCCCCACUGCCAGCCUCUCGGUGUCUGGUUCCAUAGCUCAUGGGCUCCCGCAAGCCCCGAUGUCUGCUGCAAUGGGAGGAGGACUCUUGCUUAUUACGCCAGAGUAAAUGGAAUUAAAGGUCUCUCUUUAAAAGCAUUCUAAAGUCCAGCCAUGUGUCACGCAACAGGUAACUGGCUAAGGCUGUGAACCUAGCUUUGAGCUCCACAUGCCAAGAGGGAGCAUUGUUUGAAAUCAUGUGCCAAGCCAUUAAACCAGGUGCUGGCCCUGGAGGGAGAGUGGGUGGCAAGGCCAGGCAUGGAAGCACUUGCCCUGUUUCUCAGAUGAGCCUUGCAACCCAACAGCACUGAAGGGAAGGAGAUCAAUGGACCUACUGCUUCAGAAUCCAGUUGCAUAGAUUGACUGAAACCCAACUUGCUCCUGGAAAUUGUCUUCUUAUGUGAGUACAACUUGGGAAGACCAUCAGGCGGCAGGUGAGGUCACCUUAGGAGUAUUCUCUUCCUGCUGUUUCCCCCCUGGCUGACUUUUUCCCAGGGAUAUUUAAACAAGUUAAGGGAUAAGAGACUCUCUCACCCUGAAAGAAUAAAAUACCUAAACUUCCUGGAACCAGAUGGGGCAGGUUCUCUCAUCUCAGGGCUGGGGGUGGGGAUGUUGGACACCAGAGGGGUCCCCUCUGGGCUUGUUGCACAGCACACUUCCGCAUGCAUGAAAGCAGUGUUGUUUUCCUAAAACUUGUAUAACAGCUUUCGGCUCUUAAUUUGGAUAUAGACAGUUCUGGUUACUGUAGUCAUUGACACUCAUUUGCUCCUUCCUGAGAUGAAUCCAACAUUGUCGUCUCCCCGUCCCCCAACUUCUUGGAAUGGUUGGUUUGGGGGAAAUGGAGGACAAUCUUCUUUUGAGCAUUUUGUUCUUCCCCCAUAAGAGUUUCUGCAUAGUGAGAAUAACAGCCUAACUUGGGGGCUUGUUCUCAAGCUCCAAGGGGUCAUUAGUGCGUGAGCUUUUUCAGAUGACCAAAGAUAAUAUUUUGAAGGGUUGAUCAUGAGCAUGAGCCAGCAGGAAGCUCUCCUACACAAGCCCCAUUGAAACAAAUCAGAGCCAUGCUCCAGUUUCCACCUUUCCCGUCCUUGUCUCUCCAUAUGUUGUAGUCCGGGAGUGGGGGACCUGCGGCCCCUCUUAGCCACAAUGCAUAUCACCAAUGGCCAGGGAUGAUGGGAAUUCUUGUUCAACAGCAUCUGGAGAGCCAAGGGUUCCCCACAUUUGUAAUCCAAAAUCUCAGGAGAGCACCAGGUUGGGGGAGCUGUCUUCUUCGUUUCAGUGGGACCCACAUGGAAGAGCAUCCCACUUAAAUGGAUCUGAACUAUUUACACAAGGGAUUCCUUUGCAGGAGUGGAAGAAGCCUGGGAAUAUUGCUUUAAAACUGUUGCUGCUGAAUCCUGGGAGAUUCACAGGACCAAAAA
Molecule: messenger RNA, 2302 nt
Organism: Podarcis raffonei (Aeolian wall lizard)
Lineage: Eukaryota; Metazoa; Chordata; Lepidosauria; Squamata; Lacertidae
Gene: RNF185
Product: ring finger protein 185
Exons: 7
Coding region: 201-776 (191 amino acids)
Biological process (GO): ubiquitin-dependent protein catabolic process
Cellular component (GO): endoplasmic reticulum
Molecular function (GO): ubiquitin protein ligase activity; ubiquitin-like protein conjugating enzyme binding; metal ion binding
Source: RefSeq, a predicted model, not a curated record